UGUGAACUUGGUUUCCUUGUAGUAGUACUAGUAUUACUUUUCACUUAUCACAUAUGGGACAGUUUUAGAAAAUUUCUAUAUAAGGGAUCCACAUUGUUCGAUUCUAAUAAGUUUAAUUAAUAGUAAGCGCAUUAGGCAAUGGCAACCCAAUAUAGUCUACUACUAUGUUUUCUUAACAUACUUGUAUUUUCGGUUCUGGAGAUCACGGGAAGAAAUAAAAUUCCUGGAAUUAUUGUAUUUGGAGACUCUACAGUUGAUGCAGGCAACAACAAUCAAAUUCCAACCUUGGCAAAAGGUAAUUUUCUACCAUACGGACAAGAUUUUGAAGGUGGAAAACCCACCGGAAGGUUUUGCAAUGGUCGGUUGGUAACGGAUUUCUUGUCAGAUAUGUUAGGGAUUAAACAUUCGAUACCCGCAUAUCUGGAUCCAGAUUUUGGUAUUGAAGAUUUUGCUACCGGAGUUACAUUUGCUUCAGCUGGAACUGGUUAUGAUGUUGCUACAUCGAAAGUGUUAGAUGUGAUACCCCUAGCAAAAGAACUGGAAUACUUCAAAGAGUACCUGAAGAAGUUAACAUCCUUGUUUGGAAAGGAUAGCGCAGCAGAGACUGCAAGAGAAUCAUUGUACUUUAUCAGCAUUGGAACGAACGAUUUCAUCGAGAAUUACUUCACUGUCCCAGGACGUUCAUUUCAAUUUACAGUAGCGGAAUACGAGAAUUUUCUCCUUGGUAUUGCGAGAAAUUUCCUUAUCGAACUUUACAGUCUGGGUGCUAGAAAAAUAGGAUUACUCGGGCUUCCUCCUUGUGGUUACCUACCAAUAGCAAAAACUGAGAAUCACGUUUCAGGGAGACCGAAUUUGGAAGAGUUAAAUGAAGCUAGUAAAGAAUUCAAUGUUAAGUUACAAAAUUUGGUAGCAAGUUUGAGUAAAGAGCUUGAGGGGAUCAAAUUGGUGUACGCAGAUAUCUACAAUUCUCUUCUACAUAUUAUUCAAAAUCCAAAUCUAUACGGAUUUGAGAAUGUGGAGGAAGGAUGUUGCGCAACAGGAACAUUUGAGCUUGGGGUUUUAUGCAAAGCGGGAAAUGCUAUAUCUUGCACCGACCCGAGCAAAUACGUAUUUUGGGAUUCAGUACACCCAAGUGAAAAGGUGUAUGGCAUAUUAGCUAAUAUACUGAUGGAUACACUCAUGUCUCAUCUUGUUAAUUAACCAGGUAACAGUGGAGUCAGGGAAGAAAAUGUUAAAGAAACAAAACACAUCCGCAUAUAUAUCAACAUGAUUAUCUGCGUAACUAUAAAGGGUUUAAGAACAAAACAACAAGAAAACCAUUUUUUUUUUUGAAGCAUUCCAAUUUGUUAGUGUAACACUAUCAAUAUGGGUUCCAAUAAAAUAUCUGCCUCCACCCUGUCUCAACAAGUUGGUCAAUUACGUUUUAGUACCCAUGUCAAACUCCUCGAUGGGCAUAUGGACGAAGACCAGUACCGGUUCUUUGCCAUGUGAAAGCCGUUUGGAGUUUCCUAUAUUUUAAUUAGGAGCACCAUUUAUGUUCAAACUCCACCAGUUGCUUCAACUUCAAGAGCGUAACAGUUUGACUGAUGAGCAAUCUCCGAGAUAGGGAAAAUUUUGAACUGUUCUUUCCCUCAGAAGUUAUGAUUAGAGAAAAUGGGCCUUAAUUCUUUUACACCAUUUGAAUUUCAUCACAAAUGACAAAUGAUUUGCACAACACCACUUGUAACACCAUCCUAUAGGUAGGUGGCUAUGGUUUUAAUAAGGCUUUACGUUUGAGUAUACAAAAAUGAUUAACAAACCGAAAAAGUGUACCGCAAAUACACCGUGUAAGAGGGAAGGGGGUCCAUUACUGCCCUUCCCUAUCUAGAUGCUAAGCACGCUAAAAUACUUGCCAUUCGAUCCUCUGCGGGACACAACGAAGUGUAAAAUUUGGGUGUGUCUAUCAUCUCUCUUGAGUAUAUAAGUUUUCAUUUAUGCCUUUACUUUAAUAGCAUUCUUUCCAAGAGCAAGGCUAUGGAAUAAAGGAUCAUGCCAUGGCGCCUAUCGUGUUCAAAAACUAAAACGCUAAAGUAUAGACUCCAGUUGAGAUGGUUUGUUUCAUCCAGUUUUAUGGAGAUAAAAUGUGUAGUGUUUUGAAGAGGAAAGCAGAUAGUGAUUUUAAUGUAAAGUUGUAGUCGAGCAAGUAAUGCAUAAAGAGUAACAUUAAUGUAAUAAAGGAGGUUGUUGGUAGUUAGUUAAUAUCUUGGUAUAUCUGGUGGUUGUUGCUGAUGUUUUGAGAAAAGAUACGAGAUAACUGAAACUCCGUUCUCGUAUGAGACAGUACUAUUAUGGGUGCUGAGACGGAGAAAUAUGUAUUGGAUUUGGCUGAAAAAAAUAAUUGAAGCAAAAUGUACCCUAUA
Papaver somniferum (opium poppy) is the source of this 2399-nucleotide messenger RNA. Its product is annotated as GDSL esterase/lipase At2g04570-like. Gene Ontology annotation, molecular function: hydrolase activity, acting on ester bonds. NCBI's taxonomy places the organism in Eukaryota, Viridiplantae, Streptophyta, Magnoliopsida, Ranunculales, Papaveraceae. The transcript has 3 exons. Bases 139 to 1200 code for a protein of 353 amino acids. The record is from RefSeq and is a predicted model, not a curated record.